Molecule: messenger RNA, 902 nt
Organism: Durio zibethinus
Lineage: Eukaryota; Viridiplantae; Streptophyta; Magnoliopsida; Malvales; Malvaceae
Source: RefSeq, a predicted model, not a curated record
ACCCACCUCGGAUCCCAAAGACUAACCCUGGUUAAUCUUCCCCCGCCACGACACCCACGUGUCCAUCACUCAACAGUCCAGAUCCCUCUCCUUCCUCUAUAAAAUCCCUUCUAUAUCUCUCUCUCUCUCUCUCUCUUGUAACCCUAACUACCCUACAAAACGAAAUAAAUCACCAAACACACUAACUUCUUCUCUCUCCAACUAUGGCUUCAAACCCUAAGGUCUUCUUUGACAUGACGAUCGGUGGCCAACCGGCUGGUCGGAUUGUGAUGGAGCUCUUCGCUGAUUGCACUCCCCGCACGGCGGAGAACUUCCGUGCCCUCUGCACCGGCGAGAAAGGCGUCGGCCGUAGCGGCAAAUCCCUCCACUACAAAGGCUCAAAUUUCCACCGCGUGAUCCCCAAUUUCAUGUGCCAAGGAGGCGACUUCACAGCCGGAAACGGAACCGGAGGCGAAUCCAUCUACGGAGCAAAGUUCGCCGACGAGAACUUCCUCAAGAAGCAUACCGGACCCGGCGUCCUCUCCAUGGCGAAUGCUGGACCCGGAACUAACGGAUCUCAGUUCUUCAUUUGCACGACUAAGACCGAGUGGCUCGAUGGAAAGCACGUCGUGUUUGGACAAAUUGUUGAAGGCAUGGAUGUGGUUAGAGCCAUUGAGAAGGUUGGGUCCAGCGGUGGAAGGACUUCGAAGCCUGUUGUUAUUGCUGACUGUGGACAGCUUUCUUAAAAAAAAAAAACUUAAUUCGGGGUUUUUAUGCUUCUUUUUAUGAUCACUGUGUUUGGGCUAUGUCGUUUUCAAGAACUUUCUUUAUGUAGAUUUUAUGAACUACCAUGAAUAACGUAAGUUUUUAUCAUAAUCAUCAUAUACGUACCUUUAUUCAGAUAAAAAUAUCCAUUUGGUCUU